Molecule: messenger RNA, 1827 nt
Organism: Eimeria acervulina
Lineage: Eukaryota; Apicomplexa; Conoidasida; Eucoccidiorida; Eimeriidae
Exons: 2
Coding region: 1-1827 (608 amino acids)
Source: RefSeq, a predicted model, not a curated record
AUGACCAAAACUUCCCAGCUGCUGAGGCCUUCCGGGUCUUUGAGAGAAACUGCAGUAGGGAAAAACAGGUUCCAAACAAAAUCCGAGAGACAAGCGCAGAUACCUGCAGCAGCUGCUGCUGGUGAUGCUGCUGCAGCUGUUGAUGGUGUUGCUGCAGCUGCUAGUGGUGCUGCUACAGCUGCUAGCCGCUCUGCUGCAGCUGCUAGCCGUGUUGCUGCAGCUGGGGGUGCUGCUGCUGCCGUUGCGGGUGGUGCUGCUGCAGCUGCUAGUGGUUCUGUUGCUGCUGCUGGUGGAGCUGCUGCAGCUGCUGGUGGUGCUUCUGCAGAUGCUAGUGGUGCUGCUGUGCCUGCUAGUGGUGCUGUUGCAGCUGCUAGUGGUGCUUCUGCAGCUGGGGGUGGUGCGGCUGCAGCUGCUAGUGGUGCUGCUGCAGCUGCUGGUGGAGCUGCUGCAGCUGCUAGUGGUGCUCUUGCAGCUGCUAGUGGUGCUGCUGCAGCUGCUAGUGGUGCUGCUGCAGCUGCUGGUGGAGCUGCUGCAGCUGCUAGUGGUGCUUCUGCAGAUGCUAGUGGUGCUGCCGUGCCUGCUAGUGGUGCUGCUGCAGCUGCUAGUGGUGCUUCUGCAGCUGGGGGUGGUGCUGCUGCAGCUGCUAGUGGUGCUGCUGCAGCUGCUAGUGGAGCUGUUGCAGCUGGGGGUGGAGCUGCAGCAGCUGCUAGUGGUGCUGCUGCCGCUGCGGGUGGAGCUGCCGCAGCUAGGGGUGGUGCUUCUGCAGCUGCUAGUGGUGCUGCUGCAGCUGGGGGUGGAGCUGCUGCAGCUGCUGGGGGUGGUGAUUCUGCAGCUGCUAGUGGUGCUUCUGCAGCUGCUAGUGGUGCUGCUGCAGCUGGGGGUGGUGCUGCUGCAGCUGUUGGUGGAGCUGCUCUAGCUGGUGGUGCUGCUGCUGCAGCUGCUGGUGAAGCUUCUGCAGCUGCUUACGGUUCUGCUGCAGUGAUGCUGCAGCUGCUAGUGGUGAUGCUGCAGCUGCUAGUGGUGAUGCUGCAGCUGCUAGUGGUGCUGCUGCAGCUGGGGGUGGUGCUGCUGCAGCUGCUAGUGGUGCUGCUGCAGCUGGGGGUGGUGCUGCUGCAGCUGCUGGUGGAGCUGCUGCAGCUGCUAGUGGUGCUUCUGCAGAUGCUAGUGGUGCUGCCGUGCCUGCUAGUGGUGCUGCUGCCGCUGCGGGUGGUGCUGCUGCAGCUGGUGGUGGUGCUGCUGCAGCUGCUAGGGGCGCUGCGGCAGCUGGGGGUGGUGCUUCUGCAGCUGGGGGUGGUGCUGCUGCAGCUGCUAGUGGUGCUGUUGCAGCUGCUGGUGGAGCUGCUGCAGCUGGGGGUGGUGCUGCUGCAGCUGGGUGUUGUGCUGCUGCAGCUGGGGGUGGUGCUUCUGCAGAUGCUAGUGGUGCUGCUGCAGCUGGUGGUGGUGCUGCUGCAGCUGGGGGUGGUGCUGCUGCAGCUGCUGGUGGUGCUGCUGCAGCCGCUGAUGGAGCUGCUGCAGCUGCUAGUGGUGAUUCUGCAGAUGCUAGUGGUGCUGCUGCAGCUGCUGGUGGUGACGGUGCAGAUGCUAGUCGUGCUGCUGCAGCUGGGGGUGGUGCUGCUGCAGCUGGGUGUUGUGCUGCUGCAGCUGGGGGUGGUGCUGCUGCAGCUGGGUGUUGUGCUGCUGCAGCUCGGGGGGGAAAUGCUGCCACUGCGGGUGCUGCUGCUGCCACUGCGGGUGCUGCUGCUGCCGCUGCGGGUGGUGCUGCUGCCGCUGUGGGUGGCGCUGCUGCCGCUGCGGGUGGUGCUGCUGCUGGGGCUGCUGUUGCUUUAG